This is a messenger RNA of Prunus persica (peach), 1700 nucleotides long. RefSeq names its product mitogen-activated protein kinase kinase 10. The coding region runs from base 1 to 1035 and encodes 344 amino acids. The transcript has a single exon. Gene Ontology annotation, cellular component: cytoplasm. Gene Ontology annotation, biological process: protein phosphorylation. Lineage: Eukaryota; Viridiplantae; Streptophyta; Magnoliopsida; Rosales; Rosaceae. The record is from RefSeq and is a predicted model, not a curated record. Gene Ontology annotation, molecular function: ATP binding; protein serine/threonine kinase activity.
AUGACACUGGUGAGAGAGAGAAGGCACCAACAAGCACUAAGGCUCUCCCCACUGCCACCGGAUGUUACUCCGGUAGCAGCUGAUCAUUUCAGGCAGCAGAGGACUACUGCUCCUACUUCUACUCCUGACUCUCCAGCCAAUGUGGAAAACCUCUCUGACCUUGAGAAACUGGAAGUUCUUGGACAUGGCAAUGGCGGCACUGUUUAUAAAGUGUGUCACAUGAAAACCUCAACCAUUUACGCGUUGAAAGUCCUCCGUUUCGACCACAAUGGCACCGGUAUCUUGCAACAAGCGGCCCGUGAGGCGGAGAUCCUUAAGCUAGUGGACUCACCCUAUGUCAUUAGAUGCCAUGGGGUUUUUGACAAUAAUGGCUUCAUGAGUAGUACUAGUGAUCACAAUGAUGGUGGGGGUGAUUUGUGUUUUGUGAUGGAGUAUAUGGAAGGAGGCUCGCUGCUCGAUGUGCUGCGAGCACGCCAGAGAUUGCCUGAGCACGUAAUCUCUAGCGUGGCAAAGCGUGUCCUUCAAGGACUGCACUAUCUGCAUGCCAUGCAGAUAGUGCAUAGGGACAUAAAGCCCUCAAACCUGCUCAUAAAUGGUAGAGGCCAAGUGAAAAUUGCAGAUUUCGGGGUGAGCCAUGUUGUGGCAGGUGCCCGUGAGGCGUGCGACUCCUACAUGGGCACUUACGCUUACAUGAGCCCCGAAAGGUUUGAUCCAGAGCGGUGGGGCGGUGAUAAUGCGGAUGGGUUUGCCGGUGAUGUGUGGUCACUUGGAUUGGUGGCGUUGCAAUGUCACAUGGGUCAUUUCCCACUGAUUACUCCUGAGCAGAAACCAGAUUGGGCAACUUUAAUGUGUGUGAUAUGCUUUGGAGAGGAGGUGGAGAUGCCGGAGACGGCAUCCCCGGAAUUUCGGAGUUUCAUUUGGAGAUGUGUGGAGAAGGAUUGGAGGAAGAGAGCAACUGUUGAUGAGCUUCUUGACCACCCUUUUGUCAAUAAAACUUGCUGCUCUUCCACUGACGACUUGGUUGAUUAUGUUUAAUUGCUUUGCUUGCUUUAUUAGUUCAUUUCCUUCUUAUUCUUCUUUUCUUCUCUUAUCUUUCCUUCCACUAGAUUUUCUAAGGUUUUAAAUAAUUUUAUCCUAUUUUUAAAAGCGAGCUACAUUCUCUUUUAUCUUCUUUUUUCUACUUCUCUUUUACCUUCUUUUGAAAGUUCAAAAAAAAAAAAAAAGAAGGGUAAAUUUUUAGAAACACCUAAAACUAUGUCUUUUACCACUGACAUUUUCUUUUAAAGAUGGGGGAGAACCUGGAAUUAAGGUAAAAGAAAAUUGUGGCUUGUUUGCUUUGCGCAUGAUUGUCUACGUUUUUUGUUUUUUGUUUUCCAACAAAUAAUACAAUAGAUUAUGGAAGACUAUUGAACUGCCAUUGUCAUAGUCCAGAAUACACUUGCUCAACUUAAUAUGAUGUUAUUUGUGUUGAUCUUGGGACAUACGACCAAUCCAACAUGAUCACCCCACCGAUGGUCUACAAUCUACUACACAGACCUCAGCCAGCCAGUCCAUAUAUUGUUGAUUGGCCGGAAACAAAGUUCCAUCACGAUUCCAUACUCUAUCGAUAGAAGCAUUCUAGCCUAUUUUGAUUUAGUCUCAGAGGAGCGAGUUCCGAUUGCAGACUCCCCCAACAACCUCACGUUAUCUCACGGCUCAAA